Messenger RNA from Puccinia graminis f. sp. tritici CRL 75-36-700-3, 2793 nucleotides. RefSeq lists its product as uncharacterized. The transcript has 5 exons. Lineage: Eukaryota; Fungi; Basidiomycota; Pucciniomycetes; Pucciniales; Pucciniaceae. The record is from RefSeq and is a predicted model, not a curated record. Gene Ontology annotation, cellular component: Golgi apparatus. The coding region runs from base 90 to 2369 and encodes 759 amino acids.
GGCUGUUGCUGAGGGAGUGGGAAGCGGCAUGCCUUGCCUGACACCCCUCCAUCCAUCUCCUCCCAGACUUCCAACCAAGAACCACGAAGAUGGCUGCGAACAUCCCACUGCCUCAAUCACCUUCACCCUCAACAUCCUCAUCACCAUCACUGCCAAAAGAACCAUUAACAGAAGAGCGAGGAACGACCGAACAACAACAGCAGCAACCAGAAAUAACUGAAAAACCACAGGAAACAGCUGAACAACAACAAGAAACAGCUGAAAACCAUGCUACUCACAUCGAACCAUCACCACCACCACCACCAUCACCCUAUGAGUCAACGCUUCAUUCGAUCAUCCAAGCACUACUACCCAUCGUCUCUGGACAGAAUACCUUACUCUCACUCCAUCAUACUCUCAAUGAACUCUCUCAGAAACCCAAUACCAAGCUAACCGAACAAACCAACCAACUGCUCAACUCACUCAAUGAACGAUUUGAUCAAUUGGAUCGAUUGAAGGUCUGUGAUCCAAGCAGCAACCCAAUCAGCCAACUAAAACUUGAUCAACCACCACCGCCAGAUCCACCAGACAAAAUCGAAAUAGAAGAAAAAGCAUCUCAAGAAAAACAAGCGGCUAUCCAAGCAAUGAAAACCGAACUAGAGACCACUCAAAUCAAACUGAAACAGGAAGAAGAGAAGCGUGCAAAAUCAAUCAGUCUCUUACGGGCCGUGCGACAGAAACUGGUGCAGACCGAAAAGGAUAAGAAUGCAUUGGAGAGCGAAUUGAAUGAGAUGAAUAGCAAUUCGAGUUCCAAGAUCAAAGAGUUACAGAGCGACAAAAGGUCGUUAGAGGAUGAAUUAUCUAAGUUGAAAAUCACACAAGAACAGCAGCUUUCCAAGUUACGACAUUCCUAUGAACGAGAGAACCAGUCGAUCCGGAGCCAAUUUGAGCGAGAGAAGGCCUCAACCAAGUCUCAAUUCGAGCUAGACACGAUCACGGCCAAGGCGGCCUAUGAGCGAGAGCUGACGAACCGGAACCAGAAGAUCGGCCAAUCUGAGGGCAGACUACGGGAGGUAUCAGGAGAACGGGAUCGGCUGUUCGAGCAGCUCCAGAAACGCCAGGCCGAGCUCGAAGACACUCGAGCACAACACGACGAACUCAAAGGGAGCGUGGACGAACUAGAACAUCAACUCAAAGAAUCACAGAAUCGGAUCCAUGUGCUCUGUGAAGAACUAGACCAUCUCCAGAAGCUCAACUCGACCCAGGACUCUCAACAGGGAGGACUACAGACGAUGAUCCAAGAAUUGGAACAGACCCAUCGGAAUAAGACUCAAGCAUUAGAACUCAGGAUCUCUCAGCUGGAGAAGGAACGGAUGGAUGUCGAGAACGAGUUGGGCGAAAGCUUGCGUGAUCGGCUCGCUCAAAUCGAAUCCCUUAGGAACGAGGCGAGACUCAAAAAUAUCGAAUAUGCUGAUAGCCUCAAUAGUACGGCCCAACGUAAUCAGGAAAUCUUGAAAAGUGACGCCGAACGAGAGCUCUUGAAAAAUCAACUGCUUUCUGCUAUUCAAACUCGUGACUCUCAGACUGAUUUAAUCGCUAAUCUUAAACAACAACUGGAAGAACUACAGGAAGAAUGGAAGAAAGAUAAAGAAGAAUUAGGUAAAUUAAGAGUAGAGAUAGAAGAGAGUCAAUUACGAGAGAAAACGCUGAAAGAAUCGAAUCAGAAGUUGAUCGAGAAUGAGAUCAAAAAAGUCGAGGAAGUCAAAGGGCUCUUUCUUCGCGGCAAGAUCGACCAAAAUCCGGAUCUUCGGAGGGAAGGCGUCGGAUAUUUUGCGAACUUCUCGAGGAAACAAUCGGUUCAUCAGGCGACGACUCUAUCUCCUGAGAAAUCUUCUUUCGCUUUGCCGUCUUCUUCUGCUUCUUCGUCAACAGCAGCAACAUCGCCGACUAGGAAUGUAAGGAGGACGAGUGGAGUGGAAGUGCGAGUCGACAGAAAUGAGUCGGAUCUCAAGCAAGAAAGAACAGAUAGUCUCAAUACUCUCGACCAUCAGCUUCCUCCUAAUAACAACCACCAUCAACCUCAACAUGAAAAUCACCAUUCUCUCUCAGUCUCGGACCCCUCUAAUCCGUCUUCUCCAACCAAACAAUCUUCUUCUUCUACGAUUACUACUCUUCAGAAUCAUACAAAGGAUCAUAAUAAUGGGAACGUUAUUGUUAAUGAUCAUCAACAUUAUAACGAUAAUGAGGCGGAAUUGAAUUUCGAAUAUCUUAGGAAUACGUUGUUGCAGUUCUUGGAACAUAAAGAAAUGCGUCCUCAUUUGGUUAGAGUCUUGGGCGUCAUUCUGCAUUUCACUCCACAAGAAAUUCGAAGAUUAGCUUCAAAAGUUUGAUUCUCUUCUCUCAGUAUUUGUUUUUGCAUAUUUUCAUAUUCGCACCAGCUUCUCUCUUCUUCAAUAUAACCUCUUCUUUUUGGUUAUUGUCGAUCUUUCUAUGUGGUUUGAUUUUGCUUUGUUUUUUGUUUGGUUAUUUUGAUCAUCUUCUCAUCCUACAUAUUUACACACUGGGAUGAAUGAUUAUCUUCAUUUUUUUGCUUUGCUUUGUGUUUGUUUUUUUCUUUCACUAUAAAUCAUAUAUAUGUGUAUUCAAUUAUCUAAUUGGGUUGAGUGAAAUGUUCUAUUCUAGAGUGUUUUUUUUGUUCUCUUUGGAUUUCAAAUCUUUUGAUCCUUUUUCAUUUCUUUUUCUUUUGCAUACCACUUAAGUAUGGGUUCAUGUAAAUAGGUGCUGGUUUGUGCAAUUGAUGUUUAUGCAACCAUG